AUGACUGCUCUAUGUAACAGCCCAGUAGCUGGAAACCAAAAGGAUGCAACAGCCAAUGACGAUGACUUCUUACAUAGGCUCGUCAUACCGCUCACUUGUUUUGAAUCUGCCUCAUCACCUGACCGUUUGAGCCCCAAGAAGCUAUGCGAAGAAGCAAAAGAAAAUGGGCCGCGUUGGCUUAUUGAAUACUUUUGCGAAAGUCUUUGCAAACGAUAUUCGAAGCAGAUUUCCGGAGCUCAACUCCUCCACGAACUAAAGAAAUCCCCUCGCAAAGCUCUUGAGGCUUUGCACAAGGUGGUCAAGACCUCAAAGGGCCAUGAGCUUUAUUGGCUGCGUCUACGUCCUGUCGAUGGAGAUGAAACUUUGGAACUAUCAGCAGAUCAACUGCUCGAGAAUCUCAUCUCAAUUGGGCAUCGUACAGGAAAGCUUGGUUAUUGUUAUGCAGUUUACGAGGACGCGUCCCCGUGCAUCUCGCACUACUUCAAGCUUGUCAAUUGGUUGAAAUGGCAAAAGGAGACUGAUGACAUGCUAGAUUUCACGAUUCAGGACUGCCAAAUGUUCGGUAAAGAGUACUACUUAUCCCGACGUCCUUCAUCUUCAUCUUCAUGUACUUCCGCCGAUUCCACGCAGGCAUUGAAUCCUACACUGGACACAACGUUGCAACUGGCUUGCGUCCCGGCUCUACCACCAGGACUCGAAUCCUUCGAAGCGGUGCAAGAACCGGAAGAUAUCAUACCUGAUUCCAAGGAAAAGAGAGAGGACACGGCCGAACGUUCUAGUGUUGGCGACUCGAGCUUGAACGAUCGAACGCAUAAAGAAAGAGAAUGCCUGUGCUUCAUUUCCUGGGACCUCAUGCUCAAACUACUCAUGGUGUAUGUUACUUUCAUAUACAUCCUGUCACCAGACGACGCAGACCCCCAGAAACUUUUCGAAGAAGCCAAAAAUUACGAGCCUUGUCAGAUCCUCGAACGGCUUUACAAACGUGGUUUCCAACUCACAAUUGGAGGUGGACACUUACGCGCCGCUCUAGAAAUGGUUGACGACAAAGUCAAACAAUAUCUUGCUGGUUUUGAAUAUCUACGAGUGACAGCUCGAACUCCCGAUGGCAUUGAACUUACUAGGUUGCUACCCGCCUAUGAAAUUGGCCCUGUUGAAGCCGUGGCGAAAGUCGAAGAGGUCAUUUCUGCAAUCUACAAUGGAGUCACUCUAGCGAAGUGUCGUUGCUUCUAUGCAGUUGAUGCAGAUCGGUCUCCCUUCUCCCACGUCCGUGUCAGAAUUGCCAUGACGGUCGAUUAUUGGAAUUUCGUUUGGCCUGAUAGCCAUACGGCCGGUUCAGAGGCUGUCAAACCCGAGGCGGAUCUUAAACUCGCCGAGAAAAAGAAUGAGGAUGCAGUUAGCCCAGAGGGUUCAAUUCAUGUUGAGCACAAGGAGAAACUCGUGGCGAGAUUUGAGGAGCUCACGACUGAGGAGCAUCGCGACGUGCUCGACCGGGAAAUUUUAGAAGCUGAAGACACUGCAAGAGAGAGCUUUUCUCUUGAGCACAGUCAUAUGGCCAGUAUGGUUGACGAGGAUGAGGAAGAACAUGGAUUCACAAUGAUCUCUCGGAUUUAA
Messenger RNA from Fusarium tjaetaba, 1611 nucleotides. RefSeq lists its product as uncharacterized. The transcript is spliced from 4 exons. NCBI's taxonomy places the organism in Eukaryota, Fungi, Ascomycota, Sordariomycetes, Hypocreales, Nectriaceae. The coding region runs from base 1 to 1611 and encodes 536 amino acids. The record is from RefSeq and is a predicted model, not a curated record.